AUGCAACUCGGUGAUAAGAAACUUAUUGUCCAGAGAGCCAGUGUGGGUGCCAAGAAUCCUGCAACUAGUACUGGUCAAAUACUUGCAAUCGCUGGUAUUAGUGAUCCUGUUUUGACUAAUACUACUGGCUCCGGCAAUAUCACUGUUCGAGGCGGUGGACCUCCCACUGAGGUCUUGUGUCUCAUGAACAUGAUAGACCAAGGAGAACUCGAAGAAGACGAAGAGUACGAGGAUAUCGUUGAGGAUAUUAGAGCCGAAUGUGGCAAAUAUGGAACAGUUCGCAGUCUGGAGAUACCUCGGCCAAUACCGGGAGUUGAGGUUCCGGGUGUCGGGAAAAUAUAUGUUGAAUUUGCCAGUCUAAUCGAUUGCCAAAAGGCCGCAACUGCGUUAACGGGUCGCAAAUUUAACCAGAGACUUGUUGUAACUUCAUUCUUCUCUCCUGAUAAGUAUCACCGCCGUGAAUUUUAA
Protopolystoma xenopodis is the source of this 468-nucleotide messenger RNA. The record is from the annotation of a GenBank genome assembly. Lineage: Eukaryota; Metazoa; Platyhelminthes; Monogenea; Polystomatidea; Polystomatidae.